Messenger RNA from Panicum virgatum (switchgrass), 1898 nucleotides. Its product is annotated as glutamic acid-rich protein-like. The transcript is spliced from 9 exons. NCBI's taxonomy places the organism in Eukaryota, Viridiplantae, Streptophyta, Magnoliopsida, Poales, Poaceae. Gene Ontology annotation, cellular component: nucleus. The coding region runs from base 113 to 1552 and encodes 479 amino acids. The record is from RefSeq and is a predicted model, not a curated record.
CGUGUUCCUACUGCGACGGCGCCCCGAAAUCGGCAGAGCCGACAGCCGAGAGCACGAGCGACGGGGGCAGCAGCGUCAGCAGCGGGCGGCGGCCACCCCCGGGGCACACCGCAUGGGAGACGCCGCCGCCGCCGCCGCCGCCGCGGGGGCGUCGCGCGAGAGGGAGGCGGAGAUCGAGAAGGCCAUGCGCGCCCGGGUCCCCGACUUCAAGAAGCAGGCCGACUCCUUGACCCUUGAAGGCGUCAGAAGAGCACUGGAGAAGGACCUAGGUUUGGAGACAUAUUCACUUGAUGCACACAAAAAGUUCAUAAAGCAAUGUGUGGACAAGGUUUUUGCUGAAUCUGAUGAUGAAAACACAAAUGAUAAUGCAUCAGAGGAUGCUGAUGCGAAAGAUGACAAUUUAUCCAAAGAAGGGCCAGAUGAUGCUAAACCAACACCUGUUUCAAAAAAAACGUCUUCCAGUGCUGAUGAUCAAGUAGUAAGAUCCAGUGGGACAGGAAAAGAUCCUGAGGGAGAAAAGAAUAAAACUUCCAGCAGUGAUAUUAGUGAAGACAUGAUAAAAGAAGCCAUUGAGAAAAGGACUUCUUAUUUUAGAAAGAAUUCUGAAACUCUUACUCUGCAAGGAGUUCGCCGUACUUUGGAAGAAGAUCUCAAGCUUCAGAAGAAAGCUUUAGAUGCCUACAAGAACUUCAUUACUACAGAAUUAGACAAGAUUUUGCAAGAACCUGCAAAUGGGACAAAGAAAAAAAGUAAAAAGGGACCUCUCACGGAUACUGACCAAAAAACAAGUAAAGGUUCAAAAAGAACCCGCGAAGACUCAGAUAGCUCUGAAUUAAAUAAUAGCCAGAGUGAGAUGGAAGAUAGAGAUGAGGAUACAAGACCAAGAAAGAAAAGGGCAGAAAAGGGUAAAGUCAUAAAAAAGCAGAAAAAAGUUGCAAAUGGGAAGAAACUGUCAACCCUGAAGGCUAAAAAGGUUGCAAAACGAGAUUCAGAUAGAAAUGCUGAUGAAGAGGGUGGCAACUCAGCAGAAGAGGAUAAUUCUCAUUCAUCUGCUGAGGAAGAUAACAAGAGAAAACGACUACAGGCUCCAGCUUAUGGGAAACAUGUAGAGCAUCUGAAGUCGAUAAUCAAGUCUUGUGGAAUGACUAUUCCACCUACUGUGUAUCGGAAAGCCAAACAAGCUCCUGAGCACAAACGUGAGGCCUGUUUGAUAAAGGAGUUAGAAGAUAUGCUUGAAAAGGAAGGAUUGUCAAAAAAUCCUUCUGAAAAAGAAAUCAAAGCAGUGAAGAAAAGAAAAGAAAGAGCAAAGGAACUUGAGGGCAUAGACAUGAGUAAUAUUAUCACUAGUUCUCGUCGGAGAAGUACAUCAAGUUUCAUACCCCUGCCACCACCACCUAAAAUAGAAGCUGAUAGUGAUGAUGAUGAAGAUGAUGAUGCGCAAGACGAUGAUGAAGAAGAUGAGGAGAAUGUAGAGGGUGGAGACAAAGGCGAUAAUGAUGAUGCGGAAGCUGGCAAUGGUUCUGCUGAUGAUGCUGCAAGGGACAGCGAUUGAUUCCUGCUCUAGAUAAGGUGGAAUCACUUCUGACCAUAGGCACAUUGACUUCGGCGAGUCUGGGUUUCUUGGAUGCCUGGAUUUAGUCAGCUGUUCAGGAGCGCUGUCUUCUCAUGUUUUAUUCAUGUCUCUGUGAUUGGGGUGCUAGCUUCACCUUCAGCGAAACAUCAGGGAACAGAUUGUUCUUUUAGUUGUGUACAAUGUCAGAUUUUGCUAUCAUAGCAUCUUGUUCGUGGUCGUGUAGAUUGCAAGCGUCGCAGAACAUUUUAAGUUAGUGGUAAUUAAGUACUGUAUUGAUUUAUUAGUUCUAAUAUAUAAAUAAACUUUUGUACAUGCGGGAUUGAAA